Messenger RNA from Pecten maximus, 9520 nucleotides. RefSeq names its product laminin subunit beta-2-like. The record is from RefSeq and is a predicted model, not a curated record. Lineage: Eukaryota; Metazoa; Mollusca; Bivalvia; Pectinida; Pectinidae. The coding region runs from base 348 to 5651 and encodes 1767 amino acids. Gene Ontology annotation, cellular component: laminin trimer. Gene Ontology annotation, biological process: substrate adhesion-dependent cell spreading; basement membrane assembly; cell migration. The transcript has 31 exons.
UGUGUGUGUGUGUGAAACUUGAUCCGCUAGGCCUAUGUGAAUGAAUGAUUAGGGUGACUGUGCUCACGAAGAUCAGCUUUUGCUGGCUGGCUUCAACUGGAUAACAACUGGCAGGCCCAGAAGUCUAACGACUAUGGACUAAUAUCUGGAAGGUUUGGAUUUGGACUGGAGCAUCUAAGUGUAAAAAGCCUGUGGUGUCUACACAGGGAUGAGAUUAACCCUUUAACCUUUAUUGUGAACACUUUACUGCUAAGGAACAUACAUUCAUUAGAUUUUUAUGGAUAUAUAUCAAGAAAUUCACUGAAGAAGAACUGCCAUAUAUAGACAAAAUAUUGUAUCCUGUCAUCAUGGAGCGUAAUAUAUUUGGACUUCUUUUAUUAAUUUCAAUUUUAAAUGGUAUAGAUUGUCAGCGUCGGCAGCCUCAGUGUGAGCAAGGAAGUUGCUAUCCAGCCACAGGAGAUUUGCUGAUUGGAAGAAGUAGUGAAGAACAAUUGUAUGCCUCAUCAACAUGUGGCUCAAGAAAUCCAGAGACCUAUUGUAUUGUUAGUCAUUUAGAGGAAGAAGAAAAAUGCUUUAGUUGUGACUCUCGGACCCCAUGGUCAUUACAGAAUAACCAGAGUCAUAAGAUAGAAAAUGUUGUAUCUUCUUUUAUAAGAGACAGAAAGGUACGCUGGUGGCAGGCCGAGAAUGGACAUCAAAAUGUAUAUAUUCAGUUAGAUUUAGAGGCAGAAUUCCAUUUUACUCAUCUUAUCAUGACAUUUAAAUCAUUUCGACCAAAGGCUAUGCUUGUAGAAAGAUCACAUGAUUUUGGCAAAACAUGGAAAGUUUACAGGUAUUUUGCAUACAACUGUGAAAAGUCGUUCCCAGGAGUUUCCCGAGGCCCAGUACAAAAUCUUACGGACGUGAUUUGUGAGACAAGAUAUUCAGAUGUGGAACCUUCGACAGGAGGGGAGGUGAUUUUCCGAGUGUUACCCCCAUUUAUCCCAGUCCGUGAUCCUUACAGUGUAAAUGUUCAAAACCUGCUGAAGUUAACAAAUCUCCGAGUCAACUUUACUGAGCUGCACACACUUGGUGACACUCUCUUGGACAACCGUCAUGAAAUCAAAGAGAAAUACUAUUAUGCUAUAUAUGAUAUGACUGUGAGAGGAAGUUGCAGUUGCUAUGGUCACGCUUCUAACUGUGUCCCAGUACCUGGCUACAACAACCACUCAGGAAUGGUACAUGGCCAGUGUGAAUGUACACACAAUACGAUGGGAAGGAACUGUGAAUUGUGUAAAACUGGAUACAAGGAUGUACCAUGGCAGCCUGCUAGACAUAACCAGCCAUUCGAGUGCCAGAAGUGUAAGUGUAACAACCAUGCAGAUGACUGUAAGUUUGACCCAGCAGUAUACGUGCCGUCCGGUAAGAUUAGCGGCGGUGUGUGUAUCGACUGUCGACACAACACCAUGGGCAAGAACUGCCAGGAAUGUCAGACAUUUUACUACCAGGACCCUAACAAGGACAUCCGUGAUCCAGAUAUAUGUCAGCCCUGUGACUGUGACCCUGACGGCUCUCAGUAUGGAGGUAACUGUGAUAGUCAUACUGACCCUGCCUAUGGCCUGGAGGCUGGCCGGUGUACCUGUAAACUAUAUGUCACAGGUAAACGUUGUGAUGUUUGUAAGGACGGCCACUUCAACCUCACCUCUAAUAACGAAUACGGCUGUGAUACCUGUAUAUGUAACACUCUUGGGACCAUCGGCAACUACGGCUGUGAUAAAGAUUCUGGACAGUGCUUCUGUAAAAGAUACGUAACUGGUGUCAAAUGUGACACAUGCUAUCCUGGAUUCUGGAACCUGAGUGGUGAGGUGACUGGAUGUUCCCCAUGUGACUGUGACCUGGGCGGGGCCGAGUCCGAGGUCUGCGACUCCCAGGACGGUCAGUGCAUCUGUCGACCAAACAUUGGUGGCCGCCAGUGUAACAAGCCAGCCACAGGGUACUACUUCACACUCCUGGAUUACUUCAGAUAUGAGGCAGAAGAUGCGAGGGGAAUCGGGAGAACAAGACUUUACACACUUCCAUCCUAUAACUACUCCAUCCUACCCUGGAGACAACAGUGGACUGGACAGGGCUUCAUGAGAGUUAGCGAGGGCGACAGUAUCGAGUUUACUGUCAACAAUAUUGACUUCCCAAUGGACUAUGAUAUUGUCAUCAGAUACAACCCAGCGAUGCAGGAUGUAUGGGAGGAUGUGCGAGUGUAUGUUGUCCGUCCCGGCCCAGUCAACGAGUUUGGACCUUGUGCUAACCACAUGCCAUCAGAUGAUGAAAAAGUCACCAAUCUCAUGACAAACCGUAGUUACACAGUCGUGUCUCCUCCUGCCUGUCUGGAGCCUGGCAAGGAAUACACCAUCAGACUUGAGUUCCGCCGCUUUAAAACCAAUGCUGAAACACCUGAUGCAGCCCUCAAUAUUGAUUCAAUUGUCCUGAUCCCCAACAUGAACACUGUGCCCAUUUUCUAUGGCCCAGGCUAUCCUAGCUUCCUAAAGGAGGAGUUUCAGCGAUAUGGUUGCUACAACUCACAAUUAAAGGCUUUCCAGGAGGAACCUAGGGAUUUGUGUUACAACCUCACCUUUAGUAUUUCCUCAGUGCUUCACAAUGGAGCCCUUGAGUGUAACUGUGAUUCUACUGGCUCUGAAGACCUCGAAUGUAACCCUGCUGGUGGCCAGUGUCGCUGUAAGCCCAAUGUUGUGGGACGACGAUGUGACCGAUGUGCCCCAGGAACGUACAACUUUGGACCUGAUGGCUGUAAACCCUGUAACUGUGUUGGCGAGGGAUCUCAGGACAACUACUGUGACAAACAGAGUGGACAAUGUCUCUGUAGACGUAACAUUGGUGGUAGGAUCUGUGAUCGAUGUGUUGAAGGUUACUAUGGCUACCCCAGCUGUCGUCCCUGCCAAUGUAACGGUAAUGCUGAUUCGUGUACCAAUGAUAUCGGUGCCUGUCUUCAGUGUCGUGACAACACCGUGGGAAACAACUGUGAAUCAUGUGCCCCAGGCUACCAUGGUGACCCACGCAUCAGUUACCGUAUUCCCUGUGAACCAUGUUUGUGCCCAGGAGGACCAGACAGCCCUAUACAACAUGCUGACUCAUGUAGCGUAGAUCCAUACUCCCGUAAUCUACAGUGUAACUGUAGACCUGGAUAUCAAGCUCCACGAUGUGAUCGCUGUGCAGAGAACUACUUUGGCCACCCAAGCCUACUGAACGGUACCUGUGAACCAUGUAUCUGUAAUAACAAUAUCGACCCUGAUGUACCGGGCGGAUGUAACACAACUACAGGGCAGUGUCUACUCUGUCUCUUCAAUACUGAGGGCUUUAACUGUGAGAGGUGUAAACCUGGUUACUAUGGGGAUGCUACUACACAAAGCUGUAAAGAAUGUGUCUGUGAUAUUUAUGGUACUGAUCGUGACAGUGGAGCAUGUGACAGAGAGACUGGCCAAUGUCCCUGUCUUCCUAAUGUGGAAGGCAUGAGUUGUGACCGCUGUGCAAUUGGUUUUUGGAACAUAACAAGCGGAGAAGGCUGUUCCUCCUGUGGAUGUGACACUGAAGGCUCUUUAGGCCCUGAGUGUAACCAGUUUGAUGGCCAAUGUCUGUGUAAAGAGGGUCGAGGAGGCCUUGACUGUAGUGAGUGUCCAGCUAACUACUGGGGAGACCCCACUAGAGAGUGCUAUCCCUGUGACUGUGAUGGUCAGGGAUCUAGCCAAUCCCAAUGUGAUCGUCGUACUGGUCAAUGUGUGUGUCUGACUGGUAUCACUGGAUACAAGUGUGAUCGCUGUGCUAGAGGUACCACCGGAGUAUUGCCAAACUGUAAACCAUGUGGAGACUGCUUUGACAAUUGGGACCGUAUCAUCCGAGACCUUUCUGCUCAAACCUCUAGACUACUGGAUGAUGCUACAAGGAUCAAAACCACAGGUGCUGAGAGGGCGUUUGAUAAGGAGUUCAGGCAGAUGGAACAGAACAUGGAUGAAAUCAGACAUAUUGUCAACAAUGCCAGUGUAGCGUCUACUGAUAUGAAGGAUCUUGAGGAUAUUCUCAAACAGCUCAGACAAAACCUGACACAGAGCAUGGAGAGACUGGACAAUACAGAGCUAGGUCUGGACAACAGGAUGAACAAUAUCCGACAGGGCAACAACAACAUUCGCGCACUUCAGUCACGUGUCAAUGACCUCAAACUCAAGGCUGACCAGCUUGUCAAAAAUGCUUCGGCCAUCCGUGCCAAGGAUGUUGAAGGUGCCUUUAACAUCACAAAGGAAGCUCAACAGCGAUCACAGAUGGCACAAGCCAAAAUUGACAAUACUGAAUCCAUCAUGGUUGAAUCAGAACGUAUCCGACAGGAGACAGAGGAGCUACUGGAGAAUGGACAGGAGAGGUUUGACAACCAGUUAGCAGAAAACAGAAAUAAUCUGGCUAGUCUUGACGCCUCAGUUAGCGGGCUAUCUAACAGAAUAGCUGACAUCAAUGAAAUGGUGUGUGACGGCCGUGGUGACCCAUGUGAUGACAUCUGUGGUGGUGGUGGAUGUGAUAAGUGUGGAGGUGUAGGAUGCGACAAUGGAGCUGUAACUAAGGCUGAGGAUGCCAUCAAACUGGCCAAGGAUGCAGAAAGUCUGCUGGCCAUGAAAGAAGAUGAUGCAAAUGAUCUUCUAAGUAGCAUUAACACUGUACAGCGUGGUGCUGAGGAUGCUAAGAAUGAAGCAACCAUGGCCUAUAAUGCUGCACUUCGGGCCAAGAACGAAACAGAGAUGGCUCGCCUCAUGUUGGAGACUCUUCUCAAUCAAGUGGCUAACUUCUUAUCACCAUCUACUGGAACUCCGGAGCACAUCAGAGAUAUUGCUGAGGAAGUUCUUGCCAUGAGUAUAUCUCUGAAUCCAGAACAGAUCAUGAAUCUGGCUGACGAAAUCAACAAAACCAUCCAGGGUCUCCAAAACAUUGAUGUCAUUCUUAAUGCAACCAGUGAUGACUUGAAUUUGGCACAGAAACUCAAAAACCAAGCUGAAAUGGCAGAGGCUGAUGCCAACUCCAUACUGGGCAAGGCAGAAGGUGUCCUGAAUAAUUUGCAGAGUGCCACAAGUGCCCAGGAGGCUGCAGACCGUGCCAUUAACCAGGCUGACAGCGACAUCUCCAAUGCUGAAAGGGAUCUGACACAGAUUGAGUCAGAAACAGCAGCAGCAGCAGAGAAGUCCAAUAAGUCCUUACAGGUUCUUGAGGAGCUCCGUAUCCGACUCCUCACCCUUGGUAACAAGUAUAUUGGCAAUGACCGUAAGGUUAUCAGAGCUGAGGAGGCUGCUCGCGACGCGUCCACCCUCGCCACCACUGCCGAGAUGAAAGCUGAUGAGCUAGCUACCAAGUACUCAGACACGGCCAACGAACUCAACACCAAGUAUAACCUGACCUCUGUGGCACAGCAGCGUGCUCAGGAACUCAAGGAAAAAGCCGACAGGCUAGCAGGGGACACAACAUCUAAACUCAGCAAACUCAGAGAAAUGAAUAGCAACUUUAAUACAAACAAGAAGAGAUUAGAGAAACUUUCUACUGACAUUGAUGUUUUGAAUAUUCGAAUGGAUGAAUAUUUGCAAGCAAUACGGGACAAGUCUGAUAGCUAUUUCAAGUGUAAAACUUAGUGAUAUAUAUGCUCCCUAGUGUUAUGUGAAUGCUGUAUUAAACCUAUACCUUCAAUUGCAUGUGACAAGUUGUAGGUUUUAAUUGUGCCAUGGUACUCCCCUUAUUUUUUUUUAUCCUGUCUUUCUUCUGUCCCCAGUCUCUGGAGAUUGUUCACGGCAGACUCUGGUUGUUUAUAAUUAUUUUAUGUUGUGAGAAUGCCAGAUCUUCAUUUUAUAUAUGUGUUUUUAGCCAGUUUUGUAGGUAAUUAUCUGUUGUGAUGAGAAUAUUAUUUAUUUCAUCAUUUUGUUAAACGAUAUUUUAAACUACAGUUAUUUUAGCUGCAUUGUUGGUAUACAGCAGUGCUCCCCUGAUAUUGAAUGUCAAGUUCCGCUAUGUGCACAAAUAUUAAAAAAACCGAUAGAUUUUUCAUUGUUUAGAUAUUUCUGUGAUACUGAAUAUCUAUGUAUUGUGGAAGAAAAUAUCAUUUGGAUCAUGAAAGCUAUCACCUUAAACAUUGGUUUUUCUUUUUCAUCUGUUUUUAGGUAAUAUCAUUUCUUGAAAUUUUGACAUCUACUGGUUCAUACCAUCAAGAGUGUUUUUCCUAGUAGUGCAUUUCUGUAGUAAUUUUUUGUCGUUGGGUAUGAACAUUUAUUGACACAGUAUUGAUGAAUGUCAAGAUAUAUAUGUACAGUGUAAUCUACGCAUGUAUGUUGUAUAUCUGUAAACAAAAAAAUAGUAUAGAAGAGGUCAGACCCAGAUACACAAUCUGUUGUCAUGACCAGUACCACAGGUCAUGAUAGGGAAACUGCGACCUAGAUACAAAACCUGAAGUCAUCCCUUAGUACAACAGGUCAUGGCAGGGUCGCUGUAACCUAGAUACAAAACCUGUAGUCAUCCCUAAGUACAACAGGUCACAGCAGGGUUGCUGCGACCUAGAUACAGAGCCUGUAGUCAUCCCUAAGUACAACAGGUCAUGACAGGGAUGCUGCAACCUAGAUACUGAACCUGAUGUCAUCCCUUAGUACAACAGGUCAUUGCAGGAACACUGUGACCUAGAUACUGAUUCUUUGGUCAUGUAUAAUACUGUGUCCUAGUUAUUAUAUACUCCAUACCGAAAUAUAAUUGGUGAUAGCAGAGACACAGAGACCAUACUCUCCUGUGGUAUCCCAAGUAUCACUACAGUAUUGUAGUGACCAGUAGUUGUGUACGAUAUUAUACCAGAUGGGGCUGUGUAAUUAAUAUGUAUGAUAAUGAGUUUAGUGUAUAUAAUAUGAUAAUUUUUAUUACAAUUUUUAAAGUCAUCAAUUUUUAUAUAUAAUCAUCAUUGUGUACUGUAUGUUAUUUCUGCUGUGUUCGUUAACACACUACUUCAUAUAUAUAUGUAUGUAAUCCUCAUAUACCUAGUGUGUAAAAUAUUAUGUAAUUAUUAUAAAUCAAAAAGUCCAGACAAAUCCAGUGUAUUAUCAAAAAAUUUCAUCUACUCAUAAAUAUUUUUUAUUCUCUUCUACUUAUCGGACAAAUUCUAGUUGAUAGUUCAUCUUUCAUUUCUGUUUAGUCGUAGAUAUGUGUUUGUGUUGAUCAGUCCUGUGUCUAAAGCACCUUGCUAUACAUUACAAUAUUGUGCCGCCUCAAUCAAAUUGUGAACAAUUUUAUACACAAAUUCCUUAACUUAAGUUUUAUGAAAGAUCAAAAAUUAUUCAAAUCAACAGAGGUUUUAUCGUUAUUCAAUUUUUUGAAAAUAAAAGUAUGAAUCUUUAAUUUCAUCAAUAUUUUUUGACAAGGAUGUACACUAUAAAAGAUAAUUUAAGUGUUGCAGGAUUUGAUGGACAUUAUAUUUAUGUUGCACAGGUCUGUCUGUUCUAAUUACAAUGCAAAUCUGUUGUCAUUCAAAUACAAUGGUGCUAAUGUUCUUUUGUUAUUGAAGUAAAAAUAAGUAAAUUUAUGCACAUGUGAACAAUUUUUGAAAGUCAUUUUUGAAGUACUUUUGGAUUUUUUUUUUCUCUCUCAGAAAAGAAGUUGGUAUCUUUUGAUUUGCUUCUGUCCUUGUUGCUUGGCCAGAUUUAUGAAAUGUUUAUUUUUGAAGAAGAGUUUUUGUGUACUCAUUUCAUAUCCAUAUUACAUGUACUUUAGUGUAGUAUUUAUUCUAGAUCUGUCUGCAUAAUACAACUUCUGUUGUUUAUCCCUGCGUAAACCUCAAGCUGUCUGUACAUCUCUUCGACCUUUCACUCUGCUUUUAUACAGAACAAAAAAUCAGAAUGAUACCGGUGUUAAUGUCACGUUAUCUUACAAUUUUAAUAGUGGUAGAUAUGCCCCAGAAAACGCAUCUAAAUUAAAUGUCUUUCCUGUCUUUCACAUUGACCCUUAAAACCUACAAUAUAUGUGUUAAGUACCGAGUAGAAAUCCACCCUAUUAGUGGGGCACUGAUGCUCAAACUAUUGAUCAUAUUUGUGCUGCGUCUAUACUGUAUUUUUCAAAGAAUUAUGUUUACAAUAUGUGUUUUAAUUUUAAACACUUGAAUACCAGAGGUAUUUUUAUUUAGAUAUUUUGUAUAAUUAUGGAAAAUUUUAAAUUCAGUUUGCUUUUAUCACAUUUCAUACAGUUUAUGUUAUUUAAAGUGUUUAUGGUAACUUUUCUUUUUACCUCUGACAUUUAAAUAUUGAUAGUUUUUAACUAUAACAGACAUUUUACAUGAAAACUGGUGAUAGAUAGAUACCAAAGAAUAUUCUGUCUAAGAUCUCAUCACUAUAUGGUACUGGGGUAUUGAGUACACCACACUAUGUUACUGGGGUAUUGAGUACACCACACUAUAGUACUGGGGUAUAGAGUACACCACACUAUGGUACUGGGGUAUAGAGUACACCACACUAUGGUACUGGGGUAUUGAGUACACCACACUAUGGUACUGGGGUAUGGAGUACACCACACUAUGUUACUGGGGUAUUGAGUACACCACACUAUGGUACUGGGGUAUUGAGUACACCACACUAUGGUACUGGGGUAUUGAGUACACCACACUAUGGUACUGGGGUAUAGAGUACACCACACUAUAGUACUGGGGUAUUGAGUACACCACACUAUGGUACUGGGGUAUUGAGUACACCACACUAUGGUACUGGGGUAUUGAGUACACCACACUAUGGUACUGGGUGUAGAGUACACCGCACUAUGGUACUGGGGUAUUGAGUACACCACACUAUGGUACUGGGGUAUAGAGUACACCACACUAUGGUACUGGGGUAUUGAGUACACCACACUAUGGUACUGGGGUAUUGAGUACACCACACUAUGGUACUGGGGUAUUGAGUACACCACACUAUGGUACUGGGGUAUUGAGUACACCACACUAUGGUACUGGGGUAUCGAGUACACCACACUAUGGUACUGGGGUAUUGAGUACACCACACUAUGGUACUGGGGUAUUGAGUACACCACACUAUGGUACUGGGGUAUAGAGUACACCACACUAUGGUACUGGGGUAUUGAGUACACCACACUAUGGUACUGGGGUAUUGAGUACACCACACUAUGGUACUGGGGUAUUGAGUACACCACACUAUGGUACUGGGGUAUUGAGUACACCACACUAUGGUACUGGGGUAUUGAGUACACCACACUAUGGUACUGGGGUAUUGAGUACACCACACUAUGGUACUGGGGUAUUGAGUACACCACACUAUAGUACUGGGGUAUAGAGUACACCACACUAUGGUACUGGGGUAUUGAGUACAACCUUGCUGUAGUACCAGGGUGUCGGAUACACCUUGCUGUAGUACUAGGGUUUCCUGUAGUGAUGUUAUCAAGACUUCAGCCAAGUUGUCAGUUUUUCCUAUGUUUAAUCAUCCCCAUCAUGUGAAUUCAAUUGUAUUAAAAUACCAGCUAUGACGUAUCA